UUUUUUCACAUUUCCUCAGAUUCAAUUCUUAGGCAUGUUAACAGUCUCAUUAUUCUGAGUAUGUGUCCUACUGUAUUUACAUAAUGCUAAAAGGCAUAAUGACCAUCAAUUUGAUGAGCCGGUGGCUCCCGGGCUGCAGUCUUUCCCAUUUGCUCCGUUUGAGUUCAUCCACAGGGAACCGAAAAAACGAACACUUUUCCCUCCUACUUCGGUGACUACAUCUAAAAACGAAGCAGCAAACCAUGUUGGCAGCUGUAGUUCUUUUAACUGAUUGAAAGAAGCAGUCGUGAUGCGUUAGGCAACAAAAGAAAAUCGGAAAAAAAUGGAUGAAGUCUGGGGAAAAGAAUGCCAAAAUAUUGACUUGAAAGAUGGAGAUGUAAAACUGAGGAAAACUGAUGAUGAUACAGAAAACCAACGAGUGCCUGAGGCCCACAAUGUCACAUGUCCUGUCAAGCGUAAGCCAGGCCGUCCUCGUAAGAAAAGAAGGGGUUGCCCAGGUGGUCCUCGUAAGAAUAGAGCACCAAUAAUAAUAAGGACUCUUCCAGAAGAAGUCUAUUUACUAGACAGGAAAACAAGGUCAUAUGAGACGGUCCGUAUUGGUAGCCAAAUCGAUAGGUGGCAUGCUUUAAAGAAUCAUUUACUGAUGGGACAGGGUACAAAAAUACAGGAUGAAGAUGUGGCAAAAAUUCUCCUUGACUCGUUCUAUGAAUGUGGCAGACACCAUUCUGACCAAGGCGGUAUCGCUGCCAGACAACUUGUUGUCUACAUGCAGCAGCAUGAUUCAAACUCUACAGAUAACACUGGACAAGACAUGGCUGUUUCAACAAUGAAGCAACAGGCAAGUUGCAUGAAAUUUAUUGACACAAGAGAGCAAGGUGAAGCAAGCCAUGAUAAUUCUGUGGAUCAAUAUACCAAUGAUGUUAUCAUUCAGAAUAUAGAAAAUCGGAGUAAUACUGAAGCCAUAGGGCAGCUUGAGGCAAGUAAGGAGUAUACCAUUGAUAAUGAUAGUACUGACACCAGAGGGCAGCUGAAGGCAAGAAAGGACUAUACUAUUGAAAAAGACAAUACUAACACCAGAGGGCAGCUGGAGGCAAGAAAGGAUAAUACCAAUGGUCUAGACAAUACAGACACCAGAGGGCAGCUGAAGGCAAGAAAGAAUAAUACCAUUGGUGUAGACAAUACUGACACCAGAGGGCAGCUGGAGGCAAGAAGCGAUAAACCCUUUGGUCAAAACUAUGGCAACAGUGGGGUAUGUGGUUUGUUAAGCCAGGGCAACUGCUGUGGUCAAGACACUUCUGAAUUGAACCUUCUUAAGACGUUUUGUGUGGACCAUGACAGUAUUAUAAGGAUUCACAUCCCUUUUCAGACACAGGAAAUUAAGUCAGAACCAAACAAAGAUCUCUUUGAUAAGGGCAGUGCUUGUAUUGAAAAUACAAAGAAAACUAUUAUACAAAAUAAAACUACUCUCAGUCCCAUGAAUCUGAUAGAUGAUGAAAUUAAUUCCAGUGAGGAAGCAAUGAGUGAAGAGAGCGAUGAUCACUCGAUGAAAGAUGAUGAUGAUGAUGAUGAUGAUUUGUAUGUACCAAGUGAUGAAGAGCUUGAAACAGAUGACGAUGAAGUUAGCAUGAGUGGUGAGGAAAGUGAUGAUCCUUAUAAGCCUGGAGAUGAAGGAUAUCAACAAGGAAAACGGAAUUGUGGCAAGUUUAUCAGUAAAACAAAAAAAAUAUUUAAGAAGCAUCAGGAAGGGCACAGGAAGCACAGAAAGAUGGCAGCAAAACAAAAUGGGGAGAAAAAUAAAAUGCACACCUGUAAGGAUUGUGAUCUGAGUUUUCCAAUGUUGUCAGGUUUGAGAGAUCAUAAGAAAGCUCACUCUUUUAAGUGUUCAUACUGUGAAAAGGAAUUUAAAAGUAAACGUAGCUUCAGAACCCAUGAAAAGACACAUCCUGAAGCCCGUAAUUUUCUUUGCAGAUACUGUGGAAAGAACUUUACCUUAAGUCAGUCAUGGAGAUGGCAUGAGAAAAAUCAUGUCAAAAUUUUGCCUCCGGAAAAAACAUAUUUGUGCCACCUUUGCGGUAAAGAUUUUGUGAGAGGGGUUUAUUUGCAGAGGCAUAUUAGACUUCAUACUGGUGAAAAACCUUUCCAGUGUAAAACCUGCACAAAAUCUUUUGCUGCUCCUGGUGCAUUGCAUCGGCAUAGUUUAAUUCACAGAGGUGAAAAACGACAUCAGUGUAACUUCUGUGAGAAAAGAUUUGUACAAAAAGGGGCUUGUACCAGACACAUGAGAGUGCACACAGGAGAGAAACCUUACAAAUGUCAUUACUGCGAUGAGGCCUUUUCGCACAAUGUCAGUCGUAAAACGCAUGAAAAAUUGCACAAAAAGUGUGAAGAAGAGUUUUCAGUUUAAACAACAUUUCUCUGAUAAUAUUGUGGCUUUAUUUUAGAAGUUGAUUAUUUUAUUUAUGUUGCACUGACUCUAAUGCUUGAAAGUGUAAGAUUUCCCUGCUAAGUAUUUGUACUUCAUGCAUUUUGUUGCCCAGGAUCACCCUCGUGUAACUUGACCAAAUCCCACAAUGCAAAGAAAGUGGCUUGCUUGAGAGGUUAGUCCAUAUGAACUGUUUUUUCACCUGAAAGUAUUUUUGUUGAAGAGAUUUCAAGAUUUAUUUUCCUAGCCGUGUGAUAGAAUAAGGGAUGCGUACAGAGCAUCAAACUAAAGCCAAUUGCUUAAAAUUUCGCAGGAAUUUCUAAACAUAGUUCAUGCAAGCUAUGUUGAAAAGUUGUUAGUAGCAUUUCCUUUCUUGUUUUUAUGUUGGUAAUAAGGUGAGUGUAACGAGAGUUCUAAUAUAUCGACUAAUAAUGGAUUAUUUUCUUUCCCGGGAAAGGCUUAGCAUCAUAAUUACAGAGAGGAAUGAUUAGAUUUGUGUUGCUGAUGCUUCCA
Lingula anatina is the source of this 2935-nucleotide messenger RNA. RefSeq lists its product as uncharacterized. Gene Ontology annotation, biological process: regulation of transcription by RNA polymerase II. Gene Ontology annotation, molecular function: RNA polymerase II cis-regulatory region sequence-specific DNA binding; DNA-binding transcription factor activity. NCBI's taxonomy places the organism in Eukaryota, Metazoa, Brachiopoda, Lingulata, Lingulida, Lingulidae. The record is from RefSeq and is a predicted model, not a curated record.